Molecule: messenger RNA, 963 nt
Organism: Bathycoccus prasinos
Lineage: Eukaryota; Viridiplantae; Chlorophyta; Mamiellophyceae; Mamiellales; Bathycoccaceae
Exons: 1
Coding region: 1-963 (320 amino acids)
Biological process (GO): phospholipid metabolic process
Source: RefSeq, a predicted model, not a curated record
AUGUCAUCUUUCGCCUCUUCCUCGGGUGAGGCGAGCAAAGAGAACAAAAACCAGCCGUCGAUUUCUCAGCAGAUUAAAAUAAUCACGCCGUCCACUUCCUCUCCCUGGGGUACCAUCGGUCGCACGUUCGUCCUUUCCGCGGUCGCGUUGUUCAGCAAAGCGCUUCUCGGGAUGUUCAAUUCGACGACGGUGAGCAAUCACGAGACGUUUUUACGCGCGGUCACGAGGGAAGAUCGAGGCGUUGAUGAGAACGAUGACGAUACGAAGAAGAAGCGUAAAAAACCGGGUUUGAUUACCGUGGCGAAUCAUCACUCGACGUUCGACGACCCGGGGGUGUUAGCGUACAUGACGCCGUUCAAGUUUUUCUUAACGGAAAUGUUCCACCAAAACAACCGAUGGACGCUGUGCACGGCGGAAGUGGCGACGGCGAACAGACUGGUGGAAUCGUUCAUUCUGAGCGGGAAAGGCGUGCCGAUAUACCGAGGUGGAGGUAUCGAUCAACCGUGCAUGAAAGUUAUGGCCGAGCUCGUCGCCUCCGGUCGAUGGUUACAAAUCUUCCCGGAAGGUAAAGUGAACCGAGAACCGCGAGGUCAAACGCCUUUGGACCAAAGAUUGAAAUGGGGAUUAGGAAAGAUUCUGUGCGACGUCGAGGAGAUGGGUGGAGAACAACCGAUGAUUUUACCGUUUUGGCACUCUGGAAUGGACGAGGUGAAACCGUACGAAGGGUGUAAAACGAUCUUUCGGUGGGGGAAACGCGUCCACGUGACGGUCGGCGAACCGAUCGACAUGAAACAGUUUCGAGGCCGGUGCGGGAAGUGUAAAAACGAGGAAGAGAAAGGAGCGCUGUACGCGGAGAUGAUGACUGUGGUGAGAGAAAAGAUGAACGAGGUGAGGAAGAAGAACGUGGUGGAAAGAGAAGAGAUGGGCAUAAAGGUGAGCGAAGAGGAGAAGAAGAAGGAUUAA